AUAGAGUUGUUCUUCGGUGAAGGCUGUAGUGAGCUACAGAAGAUAAAACGGGUAACAGUAAAUCUGACACUUUUCUCCAGCGACAACAAACCAUUUCUGGGAACGAAUAGCAUGUAUAAACUUGUCUAAAUUCAGUUUUAAUUCCUUUUGGUACUUACAGAGGUGUUUUUGACCGAGCUAACUUGUCCUGAGUGAUUUUCAAAGUCGCCGUUUGAGCAGUGAAUGUGGUGAAAGGUUUCUUGCUUCAUCCAAAACCAAGCACACCAUCUAAACAACAUGCCAUUCCCUUUUGGGAAGUCUCAGAAGAGUCCAGCAGAGAUUGUGAAGAAUCUCAAGGAGAAUGUGGCAUGCUUAGAGAAGCUGGAAACAUCUGACAACAAGAAGAGUGAAAAGGUUGCUGAGGAAGUUUCAAAGAAUCUAGCCUCGUUGAAAGAAGUGUUGUGUGGUACUGGAGACAAGGAGCCUCAAACGGAAGCAGUGGCCCAACUGGCACAGGAGCUUUACAAUACCAACCUCUUCAUCGCCCUCAUAGCCAACCUGCAGAGGAUCGACUUUGAGGGAAAGAAGGAUGUGGUUCAUCUGUUCAGCAACAUAGUGCGGCGUCAGAUUGGCACCCGCACGCCCACAGUCGAGUACAUUUCCUCCCACUCUCAGAUCCUCUUCAUGCUGCUGAAAGGCUAUGAAACUCCUGAAGUGGCUCUGAACUGCGGCAUGAUGUUGAGAGAGUGUCUCCGUCACGAGCCCUUGGCCCGCACUGUUCUCUUCUCUGAGAAUUUCUACUGCUUCUUCAACUAUGUGGAACUCUCCACUUUCGACAUUGCCUCAGAUGCCUUUGCUUCAUUUAAGGAUCUUCUAACAAGACACAAAAUCAUGUGUGCAGAUUUCUUGGAGACAAAUUAUGACAGAGUGUUUACAGAGUACGAAAAGCUGCUGCAUUCUGAUAAUUACGUCACCAAACGUCAGUCUCUAAAGCUCUUGGGAGAACUCUUGCUGGACAGACACAACUUUACAGUCAUGACCAAAUACAUCAGUCGAGCCGAGAACCUGAAACUGAUGAUGAACCUGCUGAGAGACAACAGCCGCAACAUCCAAUUUGAAGCUUUUCAUGUCUUUAAGGUGUUUGUGGCAAACCCAAAUAAGACACAACCUGUUUUGGACAUCCUGUUGAAGAACCAGUCCAAACUGGUGGACUUCCUGAGCCAAUUCCAAACAGACCGCUCAGAAGACGAGCAGUUUUGCGACGAAAAGAACUAUCUCAUCAAGCAGAUACGAGAUCUCAAGAGGCCCGCACCACCGGAGGACGCGUAAAGGACAAAAGAACAGGACUGAACAGUUGAGAUGGUGACAUGUUUUAUGCAGUUGAGGAAAUAACAAAGAAAGAAUGACAAACAGGCCUCUCUCAGAUCCCAUUUCUUUGCAGCUGACCUCUAAAAUGCGCAAAAAAUGUUGUAGUCAGUAUGUGCAAACUCAGUUUUUUCCCUUUGCUUAGGAACACGUGUGAAUUUGCUGUGUGAAAAGCAAGAUGGACCCAAGCACUCUGUUUAUACUCCAAAGCUUUUCCCCCUUAUGUGUGAAACAUUAUUUGAUGGAUUAUUUUGCAGUCUCUCUGCAGCUCCUGACUGUGAACAGUUUAUUUAAUCUAUGGUAUAAAAGCAGUUUAAAUAAUUACUUGAGGCCUUUCCGAGGCAGUUAAUUUUUUUAAGGACGUGAAGUGCUUAAGGAAGAAAGCCAUUUCACACAGUCAUUUCUACUACAUUUCAAGUCUUAGGUAGGCUGUUAUAGCUGUUUAGGGGUACAUUAAAAGCAAAUGUUAACAAAGCAUUUGAAGCAAAGGUGUAUAUCAGAUAUGUCAUGAAUUUAGAAAGUAAGGCACACUUUUAUGCCAGCCUUAUCAUAAUAAUUAAAUCUCUUUUCCUUCUCCCCAAAAGCCAACUGGGAAUGUUUUUUAAUCUUUCAAAGGAGAAUUUCCAGCAUAGUUGACUAUAAUUCAAAACUUGCAGACUUUAUAGGUUUACUAUCUCAUUUCUGACCAUUUGCUCACUUUCCUGAGUGGUUACAUUAUUUGAAUAGCAUUGAUUGGUUGAUACUCUCAAAUAGCAUUGUCUUUUUUCUAUUAUUCUGAUUUAGCUUGGUCAGCAUGUUAUUUUAACUGGAUGUGAGGCUAUUUAAGAUAUAGAUUUUAAAAUUAGGUAUUGUUGCGUAUAUUAGCUGUGAAACUAAUUCUGGGUUUGCCUAUUUCACUGAUACACACAUAACAUGUGGAACAUUAACCUCUUCACAUACACUGUAAAAUUGUAAGAAUGAUGAUUACAGAUCCAUGUUUGAUGCUUCUCAGGUGCUGCGUUUUGAAUUUCAGCCUACGCACAUGAAUCUAGAGACCAUUGAAGCCUUUAACAGAUGCCUCCAAUCCAUACACACACACAAAACCCACAUUUAACACCAUUUUCAUACCAUCAUUUGUACUGUCAACCUUGAAUGAGUCCAAACUGUGGUAAUGUGUUGCAUCUUAUGAUUGUAUUUUUAGGUUCAAAUCUAUUUUGCACUUUUCCGUACAUCUUGGUUAUUGGAAGGUCUUUUUAAAUGGAAAUGCAAAACAGGAUUCUACUGAAAAGCCUUCAUUGAAUUACCUUAAGUUCAGCCUUGUAUUCAGUGUACUCUGUUUGCACAAAUUCUUCUCUUAUAUACCUCAUAGGUUUUGAGUUGCUUAAGUGCUGUGUACUUAAGUGUCCUUUCCCCAUUUGACCAGUUUUAUGUUAAAUUACCAUGGCAGCAAUGUCAAUUAUGCAAGAAAAUGUAAAAUCUUACAACAAAUUUUGCCCUUCAGUUGCUGAAUAGGAUCUACAAGGGAAAACAUUAACUGUGAUAUGUGCUGGUAUGGUACUCUUGAGUGUGAGUGUGCUGAUAUGUUUUCUCAGUGUAUGUGGAUGUUUUAGUUCUCUGAGUUUGUAGAGUAAAAGUCCCUUUUAAUACAGCAGGAUGGUGCCAAGACGAGCAGAUGUGAACAGCAAGUAGAGUGCAGGGUUUAAUAAGCUCAACAUACAGUACGUAAAAUUUUGCCUUCGUCUUUUACAAAUGAUACAAAGUGUGACUGUGAACCUCCAUCAUACUAAGAUAGUCAACACAAACUUAUAUGAGUUUGUCCUAUAAAGUUUAAACCUAUAUAAUAGUCAAAUACAGGACCAGUGGGUCAAAAUGAAUAUAAUUGUUUGGCUGAAUAGUUUAUAUUAAGAGUGGUGCAGUUUUGGAUAGGAUGCAGGCCUUUGUCACCAAGUUUUAAUAACUGAUAUGUGUCUGUUGAUGAAAGUGAUUGAGAAUGACAAUGUCCAAUGAUUACUAAAUUAUUGUUUGGGGUUUCUGGCUUCAGGAUUAGACUUAAAUAUAAGUUUUACUCCACUUUCAGUUUCCUGUAUGUUUUCUGUUGUCUGUUCCACUAUGUUAGCGUUACAUAUGUACAUAAAAGAUUUAUUUUAUGAAACAAGUGUGAAGACAUUGGAAAUAAAAUAAACAACUGUG
Molecule: messenger RNA, 3513 nt
Organism: Pangasianodon hypophthalmus (striped catfish)
Lineage: Eukaryota; Metazoa; Chordata; Actinopteri; Siluriformes; Pangasiidae
Gene: cab39l1
Product: calcium binding protein 39, like 1
Exons: 9
Coding region: 277-1308 (343 amino acids)
Biological process (GO): intracellular signal transduction
Molecular function (GO): protein serine/threonine kinase activator activity
Source: RefSeq, a predicted model, not a curated record